CGGGUCACCAGGCAUCAGGUCAUUUGGCUCGACCCGCGGGCACCGCGUCAUCUGGCAAGGCAGUGGGCUCCGAGUCAACUGGUAUGACCGCGGGCACUGGGUCAGACAUUGGAUCGUCUGACUGGACAGCGGGCAUCGGGUCACCAGGCAUCAAGUCAUUUGGCUCGACAGCGAGCACCGCGUCAUCUGGCAAGGCAGUGGGCUCCGAGUCAACUGGCAUGACCGCGGGCACCGGGGCAGACAUUGAAUCGUCUGGCUGGACAGCGGGCAUCGGGUCACCAGGCAUCAGGUCAUUUGGCUCGACAGCGGGCACCGCGUCAUCUGGCAAGGCAGUGGUCUCCGAGUCAACAGGCACGACAGUGGGCACCGGGUCAUCAGGUACCGAUUGUCUGGCUCGACAGCGGGCAUCGGGUCAUCAGGCAUCAGGUCAUUUGGCUUGCCAGCGGGCACCGCGUCAUCUGGCAAGGCAGUGGGCACCGAGUCACCAGGUA
This is a messenger RNA of Staurois parvus, 491 nucleotides long. NCBI's taxonomy places the organism in Eukaryota, Metazoa, Chordata, Amphibia, Anura, Ranidae. The record is from the annotation of a GenBank genome assembly.